Messenger RNA from Paramecium pentaurelia, 701 nucleotides. The record is from the annotation of a GenBank genome assembly. Lineage: Eukaryota; Ciliophora; Oligohymenophorea; Peniculida; Parameciidae.
AUGGAUUCUAAUGAAUAAGAUAAAGAAAUAUAAUUUUUAUAGAAAAGGGUUAAAUUGACUCAAUAAGAAAAUGAAUUAUUAAGAAAAGAAAAUCAAUUAUAAAGAUAAUCACUUACUUAAAUGAAAAAUACAUUUACAAAUAUUAUCUCAACAAAAAGAAUUAAAACAGCAGAUGGAAGAAAUAAUUCAGUUUCUGAGUAUAUUUCAUUAUGAAAUAACUUAGACGCUUUUAAAAUGAAGAUGCUCUGAGAUAAGUAUUAGAAAUGCAAAGAAAUCGAAUUAAUUAAUUAGAAAAGGACAAUGAAUAAUAUAAAUUGAAAUAUGAGAAAAAAUUCACAAAUAAUUUAACAAAAUAAAUCUUUUUUUAUUAAUAUGAACUUAUUGUAAUUUCUUGUAAUUUAAUCUUCUUUACAGUAAAAUAUUUCUUAGAGGCUGUCAUACAAACAUAUUAUUAACUCAGAAGAACUAAUCAAAUCAAAAAUUUUUUAAUAUAUAUAAAAUAUAUAUAAACGUGCAGCUCUUUCAUAAUUGAAAUUAAAAACUCUUUAAAAAUUGAAAAUCCAAGUAUUUAUUCUCAUGGCAUUAUUAUUUCAAGAUAUAUCAAGAAAAACACUCUUUUUUUAGAUUAUUCAAAUUCAAAACAAAAAGGGUUGCAAAAUUAUUAUAAGCAUACUCAACCCAAUAACACCUAUUUUUUAUGA